Messenger RNA from Carcharodon carcharias (great white shark), 5304 nucleotides. It is a transcript of the gene f8, whose product is annotated as coagulation factor VIII, procoagulant component. Gene Ontology annotation, molecular function: oxidoreductase activity; copper ion binding. The record is from RefSeq and is a predicted model, not a curated record. NCBI's taxonomy places the organism in Eukaryota, Metazoa, Chordata, Chondrichthyes, Lamniformes, Lamnidae. The transcript has 25 exons. Bases 48 to 5252 code for a protein of 1734 amino acids.
AUUGUAGUGUGACUGUCGGGUUUAGCAAACAACUAGGAAACUGUGGCAUGGACGGGACCGUUUUCCAAGCAUUAAUUGCCCAACACAGAAUGAGAGCCCUGGCUUUCGGUAUGUUUUUGGUCCUUCUCCUUAUCAAAGAUACUUCAAUGACGGUGAGGAAGCAUUACAUUGCAGCAGUGGAGUUUAACUGGGAUUACAGGAGCAGCAAUCUCCUGUCAGGGCUGGGAGCUGGGAACGUGAGGUCACAAUAUUCUUACAGGACGUUUCCUCAGUACAGGAAGGCAGUUUUUGUGGAAUUCAAGGAUUCUUCAUUCCUCAUACCAGAACCAAAGCCCAAGUGGAUGGGAAUUCUUGGUCCCACAAUUCGAGCAGAAGUCAAUGACAAAGUAAUAAUCCACUUUAAGAAUCUAGCCUCACGGCCUUACAGCAUUCAUCCAUUUGGAAUCUCCUACUGGAAGAUGUCUGAAGGAGCUUCAUACAAUGACCACACAUCCAUGCCUGAGAAGAAAGAUGACAUUGUGGCACCCAAAGGUGAAUACAUAUACGUCUGGGAAGUAACUGAGAAUCUUGGCCCAAUGAAUGGUGAUUCCAAUUGUCUUACCUAUGCCUAUUCUUCACAUGUGGACCCUGUGAGGGAUUUCAACUCAGGAUUAAUUGGAGCAAUGCUCAUAUGUAAACAAGGGACUCUAAAUGAAUUUGGAAAGCAAAUCGAUCGACAGGAGUUUGUGCUUUUGUUCUCGAUCAUUGAUGAAAGUAAAAGCAUGUACCUUGAAACAGACAGGAUCAGAUAUAUGAUUCCUGGCCCUCAGAAUAUCAAAGGGCAGAUGUACUCAAUAAAUGGCUAUAUCAAUGUCUCUUUACCAGAUCUAAAUAUUUGCAAAACCAAAGUUGUCAGCUGGCAUCUAAUAGCCAUGGGCUCCACCCCAGAGCUAUACUCCAUUUACUUCAAUGGAUAUGGGCUCCUAUUACGUGGCCACAGAGUUGUCUCAGUUGAAUUGGCUCCAACAGCAUUUGUGACUGCAGAAAUGAUCCCAAGUCAUGAGAACAAAUGGUUACUCAGCUGUCAAAACCCAAACCAUCAACAAGCUGGAAUGAAGGCUCACUUUAAUAUAGAGGGAAUCUGUGAAGAAGAAAACCCUUCCGUUUGGAAAACUGGGAAAGUGGAGGACAAGGAGGAAGAAGGUGAUUAUGGUGAUUAUGAAAAUGAGAAAGAGGAUGAAGAGAACAUUCCGAUAAAAGUUAACUACUUACCACGGACAACUGUUACCAAAAGUAGGUCAAUGGAAUGGAUUUAUUAUAUUGCUGCUGUGGAGUGUAAAUGGGAUUAUGCUCCAACUCUUCCAGACUAUAUGAGCAGUGAGUUAAGAGGCAAGUUUCUGGAAAGGGGUCCAGACCGAAUUGGGAAGGAGUAUAAAAAGGUUGUUUAUGUGGAGUAUACUGACAGCACCUUCACAGUUGUAAAACACAAACCAAGUCCAGAUUCUUCAAAGGGAAUUCUGGGCCCAAUUUUACGUGGAGAGGUUGGAGAUCGCUUUAAGAUCAUCUUUAAGAAUCUUGCUAGCAGACCGUACAAUAUUAAUCCACAUGGGCUGACAGAAAUAAAGGUGGACAAAGCUGAAGGUCACAAUAUAAGAAAUCUCAUUGUUCAGCCCAAUAAAACAGUCACUUACUUGUGGAGUGUGACUGAAAGCGAUGGACCUACCGACUCUGACCUAGGCUGCCUGACUCGAUUUUACUUCAGCAGUGUGGAUAUGGAUCGUGAUAUAACCUCAGGGCUCAUUGGGCCUCUGCUGAUCUGUGGAAAAAACAUGCUUGAUAUUAAUGCAAGAUUGGUAAAGAUUGACAAAGCCAAAUACCUUUUCUUCUCAAUAUUUGAUGAAAAUAAGAGUUGGUACAUAAAUGAUAAUAUUGAAAAAUACUGCGAAGAUCCAUCAGGGGUGAAUCCAAGUGAUCCUGAAUUUUAUGAUUCCAACCUCAUGCACAGUAUUAAUGGGUUUGUCUAUGAAAAUGUCCCCAAGUUGAAGUUUUGCGAGGAUGAAGUGAUUUUUUGGCAUGUAAUAGUUGGCGCUCAAGACAACUUUCUUUCAAUCUACUUCCAUGGACAAACUUUUAAGUGUGAUGGGGUGUAUGAAGAUGUGUUAACUCUUUUCCCAUUUUCCAGUCAAACGAUCCGCAUGGACAUGGAUAACAUUGGCUUGUGGCUCCUGGAACCCCUCAAUUAUCGUUAUCAAAUUCAGGGCAUGAGAGCAAAGUUCCGAGUUCGUAACUGUGACAAUGACCCAGAAAUCAUGGAAGACUUUUUUAAGGAUGAGGCUUAUGGAAACAUACUUCAAGAAGAGAAGAAGCAACAUUUUUUUGCACCACGAGGAUUCAAGAGGCACAACAACAACAAUGUAACAGAAGGAAUUGAACUGGAGGAAUUAAUGAACAUCACCGAUUAUGGGGAAAAUAUGACUGAGCAAGACCCUAUCUGGUCACAUUGUAGGCAAAAACAACAACACAUCUUAAGUAAGCGAUACACUAAGGGAAAGAAAGAAAAUCAUUUUCUGAAUCAGGGUAACCAUUUGUCCAAAGACCCCAAUGAACUGAAUCAAACUAUUAGAAAGGAUUUCUAUGAUCCAACUGAAACCAGCAAGAAGCAAAAUACAAAAGAAUCUGAUAAAAUGCACUCUUCCUUCACCAAGGACAGCAGAGUUAAUAAACACAAUAAGAAUGGGGAAGUUGAUGAGUUAAUUAAAACAAACUACAGUUCGGAUGAUCUUGUUCAGACAAAUCAAAUGAGAGAGAUACCAUUACAUGAUCACUCAGAAGCUAACCUGACCUUUACAAGAACAGAUGGAAAACUAGACUUCCCCAAUGAAAACCAGGUUCUUAAAAAAGAGAUUGUAUUGACCAACAAAUUGCAAUUGAAUCAAAGCCAAAAGCUGGAUGAUGGGUUUACCACAAAGACCCAGAUUCAAAAAACAUCUACAUUUGAACAGGUAUUUAGCAAUGGAACAAAGGGAAUGAAAUUAUGGGAUAAUGAUACAGAUGCAACCUUUAGGGAAUCUGAGGGUAUAACACCCAAUGGGACAUCAUUUAACAAAACGUCAACCACAGAAACUGCAAUCAAUUCCCAACUGGCCGGGGAAGAAGUUCUUGAAUAUGACGACUACACAGAAGAAGUUAACAGUGGAAUUGGUGAGGAAUCUAACUACAGAGAUCUGCAUGAUACUAGCUUCAGAACUUUCUCGAACAGUGACUGGUGCCUAGAGAAUCCAAAUCACAUCCUUCGAUCUUCCAAUUCACAGUCUAAAUACUAUUACAUUGCAGCUGUAGAACAGAUAUGGGAUUAUGAAGCCAGCCAAACAGCUGGAGCUUCCAAGCAUAGGCAGAAGCAGCAAUCACGGGGGCAGAGUCUUGGCAGCAAAUUCAAGAAGGCAAUAUUUCUGCAAUACAAAGACAACUUGUUCAAAAGUCCCGUAAUCCGUGGAGAAAGUGAAGAACAUUUGGGCAUUCUUGGGCCUGUCAUCAGUGCUGAGGUCAAUGAUAUUAUUGUGGUGAAGUUCAAGAAUAUGGCCUCCAGACCUUUCUCCAUUCAUGCUCACGGUGUGCCACGUGAGAUACCUUCUGAAUACAAAUAUGAAGAGGAGGAGCUGAUAGACUGGCCUAGACAGGCUGAUGAUAUAGUUUAUCCAAAUAAAACAAAGGUUUACAUUUGGCAUGUAACAAAGGGAUCAGCACCCACUGACAAGGACUUUGACUGCAGAGCCUGGACAUAUUACUCAGAUGUCAACCCAGAACGAGACAUCCAUACGGGUUUGAUUGGUCCUAUAAUCAUUUGUAGAAGAGGGACGCUACACAAGAUCGCUGAUGGGAGCCUCAAGGUUCAGGAAUUCUCUUUGCUUUUCAUGACUUUUGAUGAAAACAAAAGCUGGUACUUAGAAGACAACAUCAAAAUGUUCUGCGAAACCCCUUGUCAUGUCAGGCCAGAGGACCCUGCAUUUCAACACAGCAUUAAAUUUCACGCCAUCAAUGGGCAUGUGGCAGAAACCCUGCCGGGGUUGGUAAUGGCACAGAACCGAUUAAUCCACUGGCAUCUCAUAAACAUGGUUGGAUCUGCUGGUAUCUACAGUGUGCAUUUUCACGGCCAACCUUUUAUAAUGAGAAGAUCCAAAGAGCAUAGGAUGGGUGUUUACACACUGUUCCCUGGUUCAUUUGGAACCAUCGAAAUGUACCCGACCAAAGUGGGCUAUUGGCUUGUGGACUGUGAGACUGCUGAACACGAAAAGGCAGGGAUGCGUGCCAUUUUCCUAGUCUACAAUGCCUACUGCAGAGUGCCCCUGGGUCUAGCAACUGGAAGAAUAGAAGAUUCACAACUCACAGCUUCUGGACACAUCGGGAAGUGGAGACCUCAAUUGGCAAGGUUACACAACUCUGGAUUCACUAAUGCAUGGCGGGCCAAAGGAAGUCGACCGUGGAUUCAGGUUGAUUUAAAGACACCAAUGUUAGUUCAUGGAAUAAUUACACAGGGAGCCCGCCACUAUUUUAAGCACCUAUAUGUGGAUCACUUUUAUAUUUCCUAUAGCCUGGACACCUAUGACUGGAAAAGCUACAAAAGCAAUACCUCCUUAGACAUUAAAAUAUUUACAGGAAACACUGAUGGAAUAGGACAGGUGAGAAACGAUUUCAAUCCACCAAUCAUAGCCCGGUAUAUCAGAGUGUACCCUAAGCCAAGCAUGGGAGACUCUGCACUACGAAUGGAGUUGCUGGGUUGCGAUCUACAGAGUUGUUCUUUGCCAUUAGGGAUGGAGAGUAUGGUCAUCUUAGACCAUCAACUCACUGCCUCCUCAUUCUGGGUUAGCAUGAGUGCAUGGGUUCCAUCACUGGCUCGCCUCAACAAAGAAGGGUUCACAAAUGCAUGGGUACCAAAGAGGAACAAUCCACAUGAAUGGUUUCAGAUCAACUUUCAACACAGGAAAAAAAUUACAGGAAUUAUAACCCAGGGUGCCAACCACCUGGGGCGGGCUAUGUUUGUGAAGGAGUAUAUUAUCUCGUAUAGUGAUGAUCGAAACAGCUGGACAGUAAUUAAAGAUACACGAAACUUGAAGAAAAAGGUAUUUAAAGGGAAUGUGGACAGUAAAAGCCAAGUUCAGAACACCUUUGAUCCUCCCAUAUUUGCUCAGUAUUUGAGAAUUCUUCCACAAACCUGGCAACGAAAUAUUGCUCUCCGUGUCGAGGUAUUGGGAUGUGAGACAGAACAGAGACUUUAAAGUCAAAAUAAAUGUAUUAAAAAUGAGCAAAAUUAAAUAUAUUUAAUAAAUA